Molecule: messenger RNA, 2175 nt
Organism: Zophobas morio
Lineage: Eukaryota; Metazoa; Arthropoda; Insecta; Coleoptera; Tenebrionidae
Exons: 23
Coding region: 1-2163 (720 amino acids)
Biological process (GO): transmembrane transport; intracellular iron ion homeostasis
Cellular component (GO): mitochondrial inner membrane
Molecular function (GO): ABC-type transporter activity; ATP binding; ATP hydrolysis activity
Source: RefSeq, a predicted model, not a curated record
AUGAUCGUAAAUUAUAAGACUUUAUAUCUGGCUCCUUAUAUUAAGUUUUUACAGAGACAUAAUCCUCUACAAUUUAAAAGUAUUAAAAGGACCUACAUAUUUUUUAUAAACAACCCCAGUAUUUAUAACACUAAACGUGGCUUUAAAAUUAUUAAAAUAGACUUAAAAAGUAGAAGCCUUUCUAUAAGUAGCCUGCAAGUUUCCUCCGCAGUACACCCUAUCAUUAUAUAUAGGAUCGACAAUUUCGGUUUACUUGAACUAAAAUCAAUAAAAGUUUGUCGAAGAGAUAUAGUUACUCGCCCUCACUUUUACCCAGUUACCCAUUUAGAUAUUAAAGAGAAUAUUACCCACUCUGAUCGUCUUGACCAAAAUAAGAGCCGGAAAGACCUCGACGUAAUACGCUCUAUUCUUGGCUACCUAUGGCCUAAAAGGCAGCCACUUUUAAAGGUCAGAAUCAUCUUUGCUUUAGGUUGCUUAAUAUUGGCCAAGCUUCUCAAUAUUCAAGUACCCAUCUUUUUUAAAGAGGCUGUGGAUGCUUUAAACCAUCCCGAGGAAACCCCGAAUCUGGAAAUUGGCCUUUCUCUUUUUACCGGAGCUGGCACUUUGUUACUUGGAUACGGAAUUGCUCGUGUACUUGCUUCUUUUUUUAACGAACUUCGGAAUGCGCUCUUUGCUAAGGUGGCUCAAAACAGCGUUCGAAGACUAUCGAAGGAUGCUUUUCUGCAUUUGCAUUCUCUCGACUUGCAGUGGCAUCUGUCCCGCCAGACGGGUUCCGUUUCCCGUGCAAUCGAGCGAGGGACCAGAGGUAUACAGUUUUUAUUGAAUUCGGUGUUGUUCAACAUUGUCCCUACUGCUUUUGAAAUUGCUCUUGUCUCAGGAGUUCUGACGCGUAACUUUGGGUCUUCCUACGCUUUGAUUACUUGUGCCUGCAUAGGAACUUAUACCGCCUUCACUUUGGCUGUGACGCAGUGGCGCACAAAAUUUCGGCGUGAAAUGAAUCGCGCAGACAAUCUCUGUGGAGCUCGUGCUUUAGACUCUUUACUAAAUUACGAGACUGUUAAGUAUUUUAACAAUGAAAAACACGAGGGAGAGCGCUAUGACCAGGCGUUGGCCAUGUACGAAGAAGCCUCCUUGAAAACAGCCACUUCAUUAGCCCUGCUUAACUUUGGGCAAAACGCGAUUUUUUCUGUUUCCUUAUCAGUUAUGAUGUUUCUGAGCGCGCAUAGCAUCUAUUGCGGGACUAUGACAAUUGGGGACCUGGUCAUGGUCAACGGGCUGCUCUUCCAGCUCUCUUUCCCCCUUAACUUCCUCGGAAGUGUUUAUCGGGAGAUGCGCCAGUCCUUAACGGAUAUGAACGCACUACUUUCGAUCAAAGAAAUGCGACCGAUAAUUUCCAUCUCUAAGCGUGGGAGGGCUCUAGAAACUUUGAGGGGAAACGUGGUGUUCGAAAAUGUUUGUUUUUCAUACUCUCCAGGCCACGAGGUCUUACGUGACCUGAGCUUCGAGAUUCCAGGUGGGAAGAGAGUAGCUUUUGUCGGAAGCAGCGGUUCUGGAAAGUCGACAAUUCUUCGCCUUUUAUAUCGUUUUUACGAUCCCUCUUCUGGAAGAAUAUAUUUGGAUGGGACGCCCCUCCCCGAGCUCGACAUUCAGUGGUUAAGAGAAGCAGUUGGCGUUAUUCCACAGGACUGCGUCUUGUUUAAUGAUACAAUUCUCUACAACAUUCAUUACGGAGCCCCUAACAAGCCGGAAGAAGACGUAAAGAAGGCUAUUUUCUUAGCAGACAUUAGUAGCCUGACGGGCCGCCUACCAGAUGGCUAUAGCACUAUUGUCGGAGAGCGCGGCUUAAAAUUGUCUGGCGGGGAAAAGCAACGGAUAGCAAUUGCACGCACGCUUCUCAAAGAUCCAAAGAUCCUCCUCUGCGAUGAGGCGACUUCUGCGCUGGACAGUGUGACAGAGCAGCGCAUUCUUAGCAGCCUGAAAAGCGCUGCACAGAAGCGCACUACUCUUUUCAUUGCACACCGGCUGUCCACCAUUACCGACUGCGACAUUAUUUUCUUUAUGAGGAAUGGAAGAGUAACCGAAAAAGGCAACCACGAAGAACUGCUUUUUCUCGACGGCGAAUAUGCCGAUCUUUGGCGCCGGCAGAACAAAGCACAUCCUUAAAAGAAUAGGGAG